UUUAAACACGAACGAGUACGUGCGCGCACUCGUAUUCUUUGUGUGGCAGUGUAGAGAAGCGCCAAAAGAGUGACCAUGGCUGAUGAAAAACCAAAGGAAGGAGUGAAGACGGAAAACAACGAACACAUAAACCUGAAGGUUGCAGGUCAGGAUGGAUCUGUCGUCCAGUUCAAGAUCAAAAGACACACACCGCUCAUCAAACUCAUGAAGGCCUACUGCGAGAGACAGGGACUGUCGAUGAGACAAAUCAGGUUCAGAUUUGAUGGCCAGCCAAUAAAUGAGACAGACACACCCGCACAGUUGGAAAUGGAGGAUGAGGACACAAUCGACGUGUUUCAGCAGCAGACGGGAGGCCUGAUUUAAUCAACAUGACCGUUCUCCACCUCAACACAAGCGACCCCCGGCCUGCGACACACGGCGGCUGCUUCCUCACAACUCGUCUGUCGGUCUGUCUCAACAGAAUUCCAGUCAGGAUAAGAUUCCAUUUCUCUGCGACACAAAACUGCUGUACAGUUCUGUCAUUCUCUCCCCUGUUACUUUUCUGUCUUUGUACAUAAACCACAUGGAGAUCCCUCUGACUUCAGGUUUUGUUUUUUCAUGUUGUUAUUCUAGUCAAUGUUUAAGGACUUCCCCGCUCAGUUUUGAGGUUUUUGUCAUAAAGAAGCCGACAGUUAGGACUGGUAAGACUUAUUUAAGCUGACUUUGCUCAUCGCAUAUUCUCUGUCUAGGCUUGUUCAGUGUCCAGCAGCACCGUUCUUAAAGUGUACAAUUUUGGGACAGGCGAGCACGUAGUGAACCGCAUGCCCACUUUUUGAACGGAACUGGGUCGUCAUCUGAAUUCUGCUAUGCUCAGAAAAA
This is a messenger RNA of Salarias fasciatus (jewelled blenny), 858 nucleotides long. RefSeq names its product small ubiquitin like modifier 2b (gene sumo2b). The record is from RefSeq and is a predicted model, not a curated record. The transcript has 4 exons. Lineage: Eukaryota; Metazoa; Chordata; Actinopteri; Blenniiformes; Blenniidae. The coding region runs from base 76 to 363 and encodes 95 amino acids. Gene Ontology annotation, molecular function: protein binding.